AUGUAUUUGAAUGUUUCGAAUUCAUAUUUAGAGUAUUGUGGAUUGAACUGGAAAGACUGUGUUGGUAUUUGUACAGAUGGUGCCCCUGCAAUGACAGGAUGUCUUAAAGGCUUUGUCCCAAUCGCACAAAAACAAAAUCCAAAUAUUAUCCAUAUUCAUUGUUUCAUUCAUAGAGAAGCACUAGUUGCUAAAACUCUUGGACCUGAACUAAAAUCUGGAUUUGAUAUGGUAGUGAUAAUAGUUAAUUACAUCAAGAUGAGGCCACUUAAAUGUCGACAGUUUGCGAAACGUUGUGUGGGUAUGGAAGCAGGCCAUUCCACCUUAAUCCAGCACACAGAAAUACGAUUGUUGUCAAGGGAAAAAGUAUUGUCUCGUUUUUACGAAUUAAGAGGAGUUAUUGACCUUUUGUUUGCAAGAAAACCUGAAAGACUUUGUAGAAUGUUUGAGUGA
Molecule: messenger RNA, 450 nt
Organism: Octopus sinensis (East Asian common octopus)
Lineage: Eukaryota; Metazoa; Mollusca; Cephalopoda; Octopoda; Octopodidae
Product: SCAN domain-containing protein 3-like
Exons: 1
Coding region: 1-450 (149 amino acids)
Source: RefSeq, a predicted model, not a curated record